Boleophthalmus pectinirostris (great blue-spotted mudskipper) is the source of this 3564-nucleotide messenger RNA. Its product is annotated as FYVE, RhoGEF and PH domain-containing protein 4-like. Gene Ontology annotation, biological process: cytoskeleton organization; filopodium assembly. Gene Ontology annotation, cellular component: cytoplasm. Gene Ontology annotation, molecular function: guanyl-nucleotide exchange factor activity; metal ion binding. The record is from RefSeq and is a predicted model, not a curated record. The transcript has 16 exons. NCBI's taxonomy places the organism in Eukaryota, Metazoa, Chordata, Actinopteri, Gobiiformes, Gobiidae. The coding region runs from base 111 to 2777 and encodes 888 amino acids.
CGUACACUGUGGAACUCUGACACGCUGAUCACUUGGGGAAUAUUACUUAGUGUCUUUCUCUCAGUGUUUUUUAUUUUUAAUUUUUUUUAUUUUAAGCGAGUCAAACCGUGAUGUUUGAAUUUAAGAAGAGGAGAAGUCUGCCCCUGACCUGUUCCGGAGACACGGAGGAGUUCAGGAGAAGAGUGGCGGUGCGACGCAAACUCAAAGGACUCACAGAUAGUGACGUGCGUUUCUCCUCCUGCUGCAGACGGUCAUCAGACAGACUCUGUGGAGCAGGUCCAAAGUCCAGACUGGAGCCAGAGGAAGACCACGAGAGGACACCCUCUAAGAAAUCCCAUCACAAACCACAAGUCCCACCUAAACCUCCUCACCUCCAGACUCCAGUAAAGUCCGGCCCACAGCACAAGCAUGGACCCAAAGAAGACCAGAGUCCAAACCAGGGGCUAAACGCAUUCACCAACCCAUCCCUGAACUGCUACUCACCCAUUCCUAUUAAAGCCAGUUUUAAAAAUGGAGACCCUAUCAAAUCUCCUCAAGCUAUUUCUUAUCUCAUACCUUUGGGAUCACAGAGCUCAGCAGAUGUAGGCAUUCAAAACUGUAACCCCAAAAGUGAAGGAAAGUGCAGUCCAAAAAACGUUCACAGGAAGAUGUGGACCUAUACUCCUACCAAGAACUCCAAAUCUUGGCUCGGAAUAAAUAAAAUAGCAAAGUUGGAGGGACAAGAGAGGAACACACCAAAGUCUCUGAGUGUGCCUGACCUGAUCACUUACCUGGAAGAAAGCAGUUUCUAUCCUGAAAAAGACCGUUCUCCACUACAGCCUCUGCAGACCAACAAUAUUUCUGAUUCUGAGAUGUUCAAUCAAAUGGACAAUUUCGCAAAUGAAAAAGCUGCCCACUUCUUAAAACCGGAAGUCAAUGUCAGCAUGGACAAAGCAAAUAAGCCUGUUGUCAUUAAUGAAAGCAGUCAAACUGAAGAGCCCAAAAUACCAGUGGCCAAUGUUCCAAAGUUUUACUGCAAAUGGACUGAGGAUGUAAUUAUUGACCAUGACCACAAGGAGGAGCCUGAGGAAAAGGAGAGUGUGAAAGAAGAGGUUGAUCCAGAGCAGAAAUUACACCAAAUUGCAAAUGAGUUCCUUCAAACUGAGCGGGCCUAUGUGGCUCGACUGCACCUUCUAGACCAGGUGUUUUGUGCACGUCUGACAGAAGAAGCAAACAGAGGCUCUUUUCCUCCUGAAGUUGUCAAAAACAUCUUCUCCAACAUCUCCUCCAUUUUCUCCUUCCACAGUCAGUUUCUGCUCCCAGACCUCGAGAACUGCCUCAGCCACAGAGGUGAAUGUCCAGGGCUGGGCAAUGUCCUGCUGCAGCACGCCCCCUUCAUGAGGAUGUACGCAGACUAUGUCCGAAACUUUGACCAGUCCUUGUACCUGGUCAGGACCUGGACUGAGCGCUCCUCUGCCUUCAGGAACAUCAUUCAGGAAAUACAGAGUCUGGAACAGUGUGGCAGUCUGACCUUGCAGCACCACAUGUUGGAGCCAGUGCAGAGACUUCCUCGAUAUGAACUCCUGCUUCGGGAUUAUUUGAAGAAACUUCCAGACGAUCACCCAGAUUAUCAACCUGCUCAGAAGUCAUUGCAGACUAUUUCCAUGGCCACAGUCCACUCAAACAGCGCUGUUGAAAAAACUGAGAAUCUGAGGAAGCUGCUGGAGGUCUAUGAGAUGGUGGGAGAGGAGGAGGUGAUCAAUCCCAGUAACGAGUUUUUGAAGGAGGGUCGAUUGGUCAAACUGGCCGCCAGGAACACAUCCGCCAUGGAGAGACAACUGUUUUUGUUCAAUAACUUCUUGCUGUGCUGCUCGCCUAAGUUCAGUCUGGUGGGGCAGAGGUACACUGUGCGCUACAGGAUCGGCAUUGACGGGAUGAACGUCCAGCCGACCGCAAACGAUGGUCACCCGUUCACCUUUCAGGUCUCUGGGAAGGAGAAGACUGUGGAGCUGCAGGCCAGUUCUGAAGAAGAACGUGAUGAAUGGAUUAAGGUGAUUCAAGAGGCCAUUCAAGUUUUCCAAAAGAAAAAUGAAACCUUCAAAAUGGCCGCCCGAGAGCUCAUUGUGAAGGAGCCUAUGAAGGAACUAGGACGCCGCGCUCCAAAGUGGAUCCGAGAUAAUGAGGUGACAAUGUGUAUGAAAUGUAAUGAGCCUUUUCAUCCCCUCACCAGAAGAAGGCACCACUGCAGAGCCUGUGGAUGUGUUGUGUGUUGGAAGUGUUCAGACAAUAAAGCAGCUCUGGAGUACGAUGGGAACAAACUCAACAAAGUGUGUAAAUCCUGCUACCUUGUUCUGACUGCUCAGCGACAAGAGCAAUGGAGAGAAAAUCUUCAGUCAGACACACCCAUAUUACCCAGUUUAAUGAGCGGAUUCUUAAAUUACGGUGACAACCCAAAGACGAGGCAUCAGACUUGGACUGUUCUUCCUAAAAAUGAUCCAUCAGUCCUGUACUUGCACGCUGCUCCACAGGAUGUCAAACCCCAGUCCACUAUUCCUCUGCUGGGCUACACAGUGGAGAAAUGUCCGCAGGAGUUUCCGGAUCAAGUUUGUUUCUGUUUAAGACAAUCAAAAAUCACACAUAUGUUCUUUUGUGACCACACGGACCUCAGAGAUCGCUGGGUUACUGUUCUCAAGAUGGCAAUUCACAACACUACACUUGAAUCCUGUAAUGGUAAUAUAUCUGACACAGGCUCCUCCAGUAGUGAAGACUAUGUUAUAAUUGAACAGGAGCCACAGUAACUUUAAAUCAGUGAUAUUUCUGACAAUUUUUACAAUAUUUUACAUAAUGCAUAUCAGUUACUCAGAAUAUGAUAUAAUGGAUUUAGAAGAGGAACUGAAAUUGAAAAUGCAUUUAUACUGAUUUGAUUCACCGAUGACCAAACUCAUGUUCGAGAGAUGUUGAAGAAGCAUGUAUUCUGGAUCUCUGGCACUAUGUAACUUUUCUAUUGGGGGCUCUGUCUCUGGCUUGUUGCUGGGAUGUUGCUCUGCCGGGAAUGUUCCACAGUAUGGCAUUAAGCUUAUCUAUACUGUGUCUAAAAAUGAUCUUAAUUUGAUUGCUAGAAAGAUGGAGAUGGAUAAAUCUAAUGCCAUGCUGUGGCACACUGCCGGCAAAGCAAUCAUUUCACCUUGGAGACAGGCAGGUAGUGUACCCUCCUCCUGAAAUAUUAUAUACUACAUCUUUAUGGUUUUGAGUAAUUAUUAAAUUCAGUACCAUUAAAAUUAGCUUAGGCACAGCAAACCAUCUACCUCCCAGAGAGCUUUGAUUCUCAAUGAUCCUCAACUAAAAUUGUACUACUAAUUAUUUUACUUAUUUUAUUUUUUUAUUUAUUUUAAGCUGAUUUUUUUUAACGAUUCAUGUAGCCUCCGGAUAACUUAAUGUAUACAGAAACCAGUGGUAACUCAGUGUAGUGACUAAAUUAAUUAUAUUGUAUACACAUUAACUUCAGGGACGGUGAUCGUUACCAGUGACAGUGCACUUUAUUUGAGAAUGUUUUACAGUAAAAUAAAUAAACAUGUUUUAACUGGU